AUGGAUGGGGUAUGGCUGCUGCUGCUGCUGCUGCUGCUAGCACUUAGAGUGCUCCCGGGGUCCGCUCAAUUCAAUGGUUACAACUGCGAUGCCAACCUGCACAGCAGAUUUCCUGCUGAGAGAGACAUUAAUGUCUACUGCGGGGUGCAGACCAUUACGAUGAAGAUUAAUUUUUGCACGGUACUCUUCUCCGGUUACUCUGAAACAGAUCUGGCCCUAAAUGGAAGGCAUGGGGAUUCCCACUGCAGGGGGUUCAUCAAUAACAACUCCUUUCCAGCGGUGGUCAUUUUCAUCAUCAAUCUGAGCACCUUGGAGGGCUGUGGAAACAACCUAGUGGUAUCCACAAUUCCUGGAGUAAGUUCUCAUGGAAAUGCAACUUCAGUACAGAUAGGAAAUAUUUCAGGAUACAUUGAUACUCCAGACCCACCAGCUAUCAUCAGUUAUCUGCCUGGACUUCUUUACAAAUUUAGCUGUAGUUAUCCAUUGGAAUACCUGGUUAAUAACACCCAGCUUGCUUCGUCCUCAGCUGCUAUUUCUGUGAGAGAGAACAACGGAACAUUUGUCAGCACUUUGAACCUGCUCCUGUACAACGAUUCAACCUACAGCCAACAGCUAAUUAUCCCAAGUAUAGGAUUACCUCUGAAAACCAAAGUAUUUGCAGCUGUGCAGGCUACUAAUCUGGAUGGCAGGUGGAACGUCUUAAUGGAUUACUGCUACACAACCCCAUCAGGAAACCCAAAUGAUGACAUUCGGUAUGACCUCUUCCUUAGCUGUGACAAAGAUCCUCAGACCACUGUCAUUGAAAAUGGCAGAAGCCAGCGGGGCCGGUUUUCCUUUGAGGUGUUCCGAUUUGUGAAGCACAAAAAUCAGAAGAUGUCCACGGUCUUCCUCCAUUGUGUCACCAAGCUCUGCAGAGCUGACGACUGCCCCUUCCUUAUGCCAGUCUGCGGCCACAGAGAGAGGAGGGACGCGGGGGGCAGGACCCCUGGGAGCCCGCAGAGCGCUUCGGGAGACGCCGUGCUCUCCGCCGGCCCCAUCAUCACGCGGAGCGAUGAGACGCCAACCAACAAUUCACAACUUGGUUCUCUGAAUGCACCUCCUUUCCAGCUGAACACCAUUACCAGUGCGCUGAUAUCAGGAGUGGUUAUUCUGGGAGUCGUGAGCUUUUCCCUCCUUUGUUCACUGGCCCUUCUACACAGGAAGGGGCCCACCAGUUUGGUGUUGAAUGGCAUAAGAAAUCCUGCCUUUGACUGAUUAUGCCAGAGCCUGCUCUUGGGGGAAGGCUUAACUCACUGUCCCUGUAUGACUGCAGUCAGUGUUCCACCAGCCUUGAAUGCCAGCUAUAAUUUGAUAUUUGUAGGUUUAAUAGAUUUCACAGUAUAAUCUCCUCAGAAUGAUGAUAGUGAAGUAAUUUUUCUAACGUUGUUAUUGUUACUUUUAUAUACGACCAGCCCUAUUUUUAUGACAUCAGUGGGCAUACUGACAAUAAGUAAAAUAUGUUCAGGACUUAGAUCUUAUAGGAUGAGUCAUAUUUAAUUUCAUUUCAAUUUUCUUUGCCUUGUUGGUUUAUGAGAUAAAAAGUUGGCAUAGAAAAAAUAUGGAAUUUGUUUCAUUUUUUCCCUAAGUCUUAAAGAUCUUUAGAUUUGCAUAUGUGGUCCUACCAUGAAAGGUGAUUUUUCUUCUAUUCCAUAUAUUCCAGCCUAGGAUGCUAUAUUGAUUAGACCAUCCAAGUUGACUCCUGAAACUUAGAUAUUCAUUCCAUGACCUACUGAGUUUUGGGCUGAUUUUCAGGUCUGAAAAUAGACCUUAAAAGACAAAUAGAAAACCAAACUCCUGGGAAAUGUAUAUCAACCGAGAGACACCCACUGCACAGCUAGUAUAUAGGAAAAACAGUUGCUUCCUAGUAUAUAGGAAAACCACAUCAAAUGCCCUCAGAUAGUAUUAAUCUGGAAUGACUGUGAUGGGUUUUCUCAUUGUGAUUCAUGUUUGAGAGACAAAAAUUUGGCAUGAACAGCAGCAUAUGUUAAUGCCCCUUGUAGGGAAACAAUUCAGCUGCUACUGCAGCUGUGAUUCCAGCAAUGAGGCAGUUGUGACAUUCUCCUCCUCCGCCGCCUCACUUUCAUCCUCUUUUGCGCUGAGGUUCUAGAGACUGAACCCAGGAUAUCACUCAUUCGAGGCAAGUGCUCUACUCCUAAGUUAUACUCUAACUCUGGGAAAAUUAUUCCUAUUCAAAAGUCAUUGUGUGAGAAAACAAACUCUACUGGGAAGAGGACACUAUCACCACCUCUUAAGCUUGGUGUUCACAUAAAGGUUUAUAACAACCCUGGCUCCCUUUUCUUCCUAAGACAAAAAAGAGACUUACAGCAAAUGUAAUUUGUAGGAGUUUGCUGGUCUCUACUUGAAUGAAGUGGGGUUGUUUUGGCCCAAUUUUUGAUGUCAGGCAAAACAGUCUAGUGAAGCCUUCUUUGUAAGGUAUCUGCUGUUAGGUGCCAUAGUUGGCAUGUGAUAAACACAAUUUUCUUGUAAUGGUAAACUCUAAGAGCAUUUGACUCUUUAUAGUUUUUCGGAUUGUUUUUAAAAAUCAAGUUUGAAGCAGUUCAUGUUUUUAAAAAAUAAUCAACCUGCUCUUCGUUCAAACUAUCGACACAACUGAACAAAUAAAACAACUCAAUGAGAAACACCAAAACUUAGCAUAUAUGACCACUAGAAGUGCUGUUUAACUGUAAAAUAUAGCUGUAAUAACUAAUUUUUAUUCAACAUUCAUGCUCCAUUAUUCAGGACUUAUUUUAUUAUACUACAUGCAAAUCAUUGUGCAGUUUUAGAUUUGCUUGAAAUGGAGUGUCUACACUGUAAGUUAAUAAAUCAAUCAGCAAGUCAAGAAACACCUUUUCUCCAAUUUGCCUGAAUAUUUCAGAAGCAAGUGUUUGUGUUAUGCUGAUUAGCUAUAUAAUUGCUUCUGCUUCUCUAUACUGAGUUUCAUAAAGUGAAACAAGACCUGGAAAAUCUCUAGGUAAUCUCCUCAACAUCAAAAAUGUUUAAAUCACUUAAAAAACCAAUCUCUUCUUCCCUCUAUUACUUCAAAAUACCUUUGAAGUGAAAAUUGUGACCUUUAUCAGUGCUAAACUGAUGAACAGAUCAUGCUACUAAGUGGCUCUGUGUGUACAUGGGUAGUAUUGAAAAAUUCUGGUAAAUCUACUUCAGAUACCUUAAGUGAAUUGCUAUUGAUCUGAGGAUUAAGUUUUGUGACUAGGACAUUAUAUCAUUGAAGCUGGUUUGUCAGUUUGAUUUUUAUGCUUUUGGGAUGGCUACUGCUUCAGCUUUUGACCUUUUAAAUUCUAUACUCCAUUUUAUAGAACUGAAUAAUGGACAUAUAUCAUUUUGGAAGCAACUUAAGUCUCCUACUAUUUUUUGCCACCCUUUCCUCAAUUUUGGGAGUUAUCACAAAAUAAACCAGGUCUGUUUCAUUCAGCUUUGUUCUUACAGAUCUGCUGCUAUCUGUAGUAUUUAGUUAUCCUGCGUUUUCUGGUUAUUGUAGCAUGAAAACCUUACAAAAUAUGUGCAAAUGUCCCUUCAGUUUUAAUA
Molecule: messenger RNA, 3582 nt
Organism: Chinchilla lanigera (long-tailed chinchilla)
Lineage: Eukaryota; Metazoa; Chordata; Mammalia; Rodentia; Chinchillidae
Gene: Zpld1
Product: zona pellucida-like domain containing 1
Exons: 10
Coding region: 1-1254 (417 amino acids)
Cellular component (GO): cell surface
Source: RefSeq, a predicted model, not a curated record